UGGCUUGAAGAAAUGUGAUGGCAUAUGUGAUUAUUCCGCACACCAUCAUUGCACUGGAGUCUUGCAUAACAAUCAUGACAGCUAAACGGGAGUAGGGCGCACAGUGAGAUGGAGUUUAAUGUUGAAGGGCUCCCGGCUCACUUCCGGUCUGUUCUGCAGCUGUGAAUGCAGGAACUUUGACAAGAGCGUUUAGCUGCUAGCUAACGACAGACUGCAGCCGCCGGACCCAAGUGACACAACUUACAAACUACUCUAUGUAAGAUGAACACUGAGGACAAGUUGGAAGGGAUGCUGCUGAAGUGCAGCAGCGGAGGAAUGGAUGGAGGAGGGCGGGUCGCACUGGGUCCCGGGGGAGGACUGGUGGUGAUGACCCUCGGCGAGCGAUCGCUGGCAAACCACCCUCUGCUGGCCGAGGACGACGACGAAGAGGACGACGACGAGGACUUGACCGGAAGCUCGCUAGUUACACACGACCUGGUCCCCCCAGAGCAGCUGAUGAUGCAGGAAGAGAUGACUAAGAAUGGUGCAGGAGGAGAAGAGGAGGGAGGCGGCGAGGUGGGAGUGCAUUUCCCCCUAAAACUCACCAAUAAGUUGCCCUGCUUGCUUCAAAUGCCAUUGAGCAUCAAGCAGGAGCUGAAGCUGUCCGAGCCAGCAGUCCAUAUAAAGAAGGACAAGAAAGCAAUGAAGGACUUGAUGGUUUGUCCCAAGAAGAAGAAAAGGAAGCAACGGUCUCCGGCCAAGAUUCUUAGCAUCAAUGACGACGGGUCAAUAGCGAUACCAAACCCCAAGUGUCACGUCUGUGUUCAUUGUAAUGCUGCAUUCAGAACAAACUACCACCUGCAGAGGCACGUCUUCAUCCACACCGGUGAGAAGCCGUUCCAGUGCAGCCAGUGCGACAUGCGCUUUAUUCAGAAGUAUCUCCUCCAGAGACACGAGAAGAUCCAUACCGGAGAGAAGCCUUUCCGCUGCGAUGAGUGCGGCAUGAGGUUCAUCCAGAAGUAUCACAUGGAGAGACAUAAGAGGACUCACAGUGGAGAAAAGCCUUACCAAUGUGACUACUGUCACCAGUACUUUUCCAGAACAGACCGAGUUUUAAAGCACAGGCGAAUGUGUCACGAGAACCGAGAGAGAAAAGCAAACAAGACCGCCGGUAAAGCUGGAUCUUUACGCGAAACUGAUUCUUUAGGAUCCACCUUUCUUGCCAAAGAGUGCGCGCUGCCCAAGAAGAAACGGCAGAAGUGUGCGGACAAGAGUUCAGGAGCUUCCACCGCUGCUGAGCCGGAAGGACACACGUUCACCGUGGUAGAAACGGAAGAGAAGGACGAGCAGAAGCAGAAUAAAAUUGAAGGUCUCUCGCUAUAUGCUGUGUCCUCUAAAGUCAAACACGAGUACGUGAUCACCGACUACUCCGUGGAGCUUCCUGAAGAAACGGCGAGCCAGCACCAAGAGGACGACGUGUCGGCAGAAGAGGCGACUCCGCCCAAGCUUGUCCUGAAAAAAGUGGCCAAGAAGAGUCUCAAGCAGUCCAGCGAGCAGACGCCUCCCUGCUUGUCCACUUUGUCCUCGUUUGAGGACAACAGUAAGGUCACGCAGUACACGUUCGAGAUCGUAGACAAGCAAGGCCUCUUAGAGGUCGAAGGCGCCGCUGAGCCGGAGUCGGUGGACUCUCUGCAGGUGGGACCGGCGAAGCCCGCCGCCAGCAGCACAAACUACGACGACGCCAUGCAGUUCCUCAAGAAGAAGCGUUACCUCCAAGCCGCCAUGGCCAACAACAGCCGGGACUACGGCCUGAACUCCAGCAGCAUCUCCUCUCAGCCGCCCGUCACGCAGACGGUGGUGUCCGCCGUCAUCGACGAAACUGUUCCCGUCACCAUACUGGAGCCGCAGCCAAUCAGCACGGAGCUGAAGGCCGCUCACGACAAGAGCGUCCUGCCGGACGAGGUUCUGCAGACGCUGCUGGACCACUACUCCAACAAGGCCAACGGGCAGACGGACAUCUCCUUCAGCGUGGCCGACACGGAGGUGACCUCCAGCAUAUCCAUCAACUCCUCCGACGUGUCGGACGGCAGCCCCGUGGAGAGCCUGGGGGCCCCGAGCGCCCAGGCCCCGCCGCCCGCCGAGAAGGUCAGCCUGUUGCAGGAGUACUCCAAGUUCCUCCAGCAGGCGCUGGAGCGGACCAGCCAGAACGACAGCUACCUGACGAGCCAGAGCCUCAGCCUGGCGUCGGAAAACCCCACGCUGGCCGGACAGCCGCUGUUCUCCACGGAGAAGCAGUUCCCCUCCCCCAGCAGGUUCAAAUCAGGGAUGAGCUCGCCGCUGAGGUCCGCGCUGGACAAGCCUCACUUCGGGCUGCUGGUGGGGGACUCGCAGCACUCCUUCUCCUUCUCGGGGGACGAGACCACCCCGCCCUCCGCCGUGUCUCCCGCCGAGGAGGACUUCCUGGAGCAGGUGUCGCCCUCGAAAAAGACGGACUCCCCGCAGGCGAUACUGCAGACGUUUCAGAUCAACUCCUUCGAGCAGAACUUUAAAUCCCACUUCCAGACGUCCAGGUCUGGAUCUUCCUCGCAGUUUACCGUCGCCAACGGACAGGUGGGCGUCCGGGGACACAGCACAGACUUCUCCGAGUUCCCUUUAGUCCGAGUCACCGAGACCAGGUCUCAGCUGAACUCCUCCCCCGACGUUUCAACCAGUGAAUCGUUUGGCUGAAAGAAAGCAGAAGAGAAGAACUCAUUUCUGUUCAUUUCAGCAGCACUUUAUCUCAUCUCUCCUGUUUUGCCAAAACGAGUCCCGCAGUGAACAUGUGCUCUCUUCUUCUUCUUCUUCUUCUUCUUUUUAAAGCUGUGUGUCCGAGCAGAUCUGCCCCUGUAGUUCAACUUCCAUAAUCUUAGAGAAGAUAAUGAAAUUUGAUUUAAUCAUAUUUCUAAUUAGUAGUUCCCCUUUGAAAAGACAUUAAGCGACCAAAGUGUGAUGCUAGAGAUUGAUCAAUGCUCCCUCGUGCAUUGCCAUAGUUUAUUAAUGUUGGUGUCAAUCAGUUUGCCUGCACAAAAAAAAAAAGAUCAAGUUACUCCUGCUGCUUAAUGCAAUAUUUCCUCUUACUAAAAUGUAGGUUGUAUUCUCUGUAUGCACACCUUUUUGUUUUUACUGUAGCUACCUCCCAAUGCGGGUUAGUCUUAAAAAAAAAAGAAAAAGAAAAGAAAAGAAAACUGCAUAUCUGGUAGAACUGUUUGAAUACAGUUGUUUAAACUGACGCCACAACAAUAACAGUCAUUCUUCACUUUACGUUGAAGUCACUUUAUUUGCACCUGAGAUGGACGGUUCCCACAGGAACGAUUUGAUUGAUUGUAUUUAACUGGUCUGGAAACAAGGUCUUUUAACCCCCCUUUUACCUCCCUCCUCCCCCUGAAAGAUUGGAUCUAGUUUAGUGCAAUAUGCCCAAAAAUGUUUGUCUGGGUGAAUGUCGCCCUGCGGCUGUGCUGUCUAGAAGCUAAGCUUUGUUAGAUUUUGAUUUUAAAUCAAGUUUUCUCUUCUCCCCCUCCCACCCAAAAAAAAGAGAUUUGGGCCUUACUUAGCUGCACACAUGUAAUAGUUGCAGGAUAAUUAGUUUAUAGGCGUGAACUGUAGUGAAGUGGCCUAACAGCGUUGUGCUUUUUGUUUGCACAAUUUGCACAUUCUUCGCUACGCCUGGAAUGUAUGAGUCUGUGUUUCAGGACCACAUUAAGAAGGAAAAAUUCAAGUCAGAGAAUUCAGAGAUAGAGGUAUAUCUAUUUAACAAAAAAACAAUGUGGAGAAAUUGAUCUGCUUGAAUUUGACUUUGUUUCACAACAAAUUCCGUACUUAAAUACUUUUUCCUUCACUGUGGUCCUGCUGCUCCGUCUCAAAUGUAGUGUGUAUUUCCACAGUACCUUUACUCACAUGCAACUGUCUUUGAAAAUCAAUAUGCAGUAUAAACCACUUAAAAAGUCGGCGUCAGAUUGAGUGUAUCUGAAUCUGUCAACAGUCUUGAUGCAGCCGUGGCGGCUACAGCUUGUUGCUCCUAAAUGUUACGAUGGUUCCUGGACGCGAGAACCCCCAUACGAGUGGAAAUGAGGUGCUUGGCUUUCAAUCAUUUUUAAUUUUUUUUUUUUUUUUUUUGCAUUUGUGCCUUUUCCUUUUUAAUUCCAACAUUUCCAUUCCUGCACAUGUAAUUCUGUACACCCUGUCCACGCUCCAAGGUUACUAAUUCCACUUGCACAAUAACAACAACCUACAUAUAAGCUAUGAAUUUUUUUUCUCUGCAAUCUGGGAGCUUUAUUUAAUUGUACUUGUUUUUAUUUUAAAUCAUUUUCUGCACAACAUCGGUUGAAUUCUCAGACGUUUGGCGGUCGGAAGGAGAAACAUUAGACGGCGUGUGCUGUGCAUUCGUGUUUCAGAACGUUUGUUAGAUGGCCGUAGAUUUUUCCUAAAAUCUAGUAAUAAGAUAAACGUGUCCAGGUUUUUAUGAAAGGUCUUCAUACGAGUGAAUUAGUGCUUUAUGACGCUCGGUUUCCUGUGUGCACACGCGACGCGGUCGGUGCUGUUGCGUUGUUCGUAAAGCCGGUUGUUUGUUUGAAGAAGCUGAUAUUUAAAGCUCCCUUUUGUUACAGCUCCACUGACAAUCAGGGACGAGGCGGCACCGCAGCCAAUCAGCGACAACUCUGUUUAUCCUCAUCGACCAUUCCCUCUAGAUUGAACAGAAAGAAUCCUGCUGUAAAUACAUUGUAUAUCUUUAUGUUCUGAGAAGUACUGUUAGGUCUUAGUCGAUAGGGGGACGAGGAGCCAAGAGACACUUGUUUUUUUUUUUUGUUUUUUUUUUUUGUCAGUGGAAGGUUUUUUUUUUGUGUGGAAAGAUUCCCAACAUGGCAUGGCUUUCUGAGAGUUGUAUAUAUCUUGUACUGGACCCUUUUUAAAGAACCAUUGCAGAUUUUUUUUUUUUUUUUUUUUUAUUGUGAGUGGUUGCAUUACGAUGUACAGUUGUGAGAAGCCUGCCAUCCCCAGAAGAUUCUUUUUUUGUGUGUGUGUGUGUGAUCCCACCUGAAAUCAGCCUUUUUGGUGUCAUAUAUUUACCCCAAAUGACUAUGAGCAGCUGGAAACAUGCAGUCGUGUUUCUAAAAUGCUCCACUGUCUCAUUGUAAGCAAUCUUUCAAAGCACAUUGCAGGGAAGUAAUUCUGCUCCAUAAAUGGUUUCCCCACUGAUUUCUUCUCGAAUUGCAGAACUGAAAUGCCAAACUGUUUGGAAACCCUCUCAUCCACGUAAGCAGUACUACGGUAUUUCUUCCUUUUUAAUUGCCUGUUGUCAGUAAACUGGCCAUAAGUGUCCUUGUAUAAGCUAGAGAAAAAAAUAA
Molecule: messenger RNA, 5360 nt
Organism: Salarias fasciatus (jewelled blenny)
Lineage: Eukaryota; Metazoa; Chordata; Actinopteri; Blenniiformes; Blenniidae
Gene: znf148
Product: zinc finger protein 148
Exons: 8
Coding region: 262-2706 (814 amino acids)
Biological process (GO): regulation of transcription by RNA polymerase II
Molecular function (GO): RNA polymerase II cis-regulatory region sequence-specific DNA binding; DNA-binding transcription factor activity, RNA polymerase II-specific
Source: RefSeq, a predicted model, not a curated record